Lachnellula hyalina is the source of this 1299-nucleotide messenger RNA. RefSeq names its product UDP-N-acetylglucosamine transporter (gene yea4). Bases 1 to 1299 code for a protein of 432 amino acids. Gene Ontology annotation, molecular function: UDP-N-acetylglucosamine transmembrane transporter activity. Gene Ontology annotation, biological process: transmembrane transport. The transcript has 3 exons. NCBI's taxonomy places the organism in Eukaryota, Fungi, Ascomycota, Leotiomycetes, Helotiales, Lachnaceae. Gene Ontology annotation, cellular component: Golgi membrane; endoplasmic reticulum membrane. The record is from RefSeq and is a predicted model, not a curated record.
AUGGGGACGAAGAAACGCAAAACUGACUCUAGCAGCACGACGCAGUCUAGCCCUAUGACAACCAGCCGCCGAAGAUCAACCCUACGAGACCUUCAAUCUACAUCGGCCUCUGGCACCGAUGGACAUGUCAUAAUUCCAAAGGUCAUCAAUGCUGCGCCGUCCUUGGAGAAGGCUGAAAUGUAUGGCAUAGACGACACACGGACCGCGUCCUCGAAGAUGUUUGCUAUGGCUGGUCGCAUAUUCAUCGAGACCAUUCCACAAUGGCUGGCGGCGGGAGCUAUGCUGGGCUUGAUAUUUGGUGGAUGCUGCUCAAAUACCCCAGUCAAUACAUAUGCUGAUAUCACAAAAGGAACCCUCCUAACCUUUGUACAAUUCCUCUUCGUGGCUGUUACCGGAUACAUAUCCCAAUUCGAUCGAAACCGAGCACCCCUCUUCCUCAAACCGAACCGUGUACCUAUACGCCGCUGGAUGAUUAAUAUCCUCUUAUUCUUCACGAUUAAUGUACUGAACAAUCAUGCCUUCAGCUACAACAUCUCUGUCCCUAUACAUAUCAUUCUCCGUUCUGGAGGAAGCAUCACGACCCUAGCGGCCGGCUAUAUAUGGGGAAAACGAUUCUCCCGUAUCCAAGUCUUUGCAGUCACGCUCUUGACUGUUGGUGUUGUUGUUGCGGCGUGGUCAGACCAGCAGUCAAAAAAGGGCCUCGAGACUUCACAAAGCCUACCACCUUUCAGCACGGGACUCGCCAUACUUUUCGUGGCUCAAGUCCUCUCAGCUAUCAUGGGCUUGUACACUGAAGAAACCUAUAAAGAAUACGGGCCCCACUGGAAGGAAAAUCUAUUCUACUCCCAUUUGCUAGCUUUGCCCCUUUUCAUCCCAUUCCUCCCAAAUAUGCACCGCCAAUUCCUCAAGUUAGCUGCAUCCGCGCCGUUAGGACUACCAGCCCACGAAUCUCUAGACAAUCUCCCCGUUGAGUUGCGAAGUGGACUGGACAAGAUUCACAUCCCGAGCCAGCUUGCCUAUCUUGUCACCAACGUGUUAACGCAAUAUGCCUGUAUCCGAGGGGUCAACUUGCUCGCUUCGGCAGCAUCCGCACUUACAGUCACGAUUGUGCUCAACGUACGGAAGCUAGUUAGUUUGUUGCUGAGUAUAUGGUUAUUUGGCAAUAGGCUAUCACCUGGGACAUUGAUUGGGGCCUCCAUUGUAUUUUUCGCAGGAGGAAUGUAUGGUUUGGAAGGCUCUAAAGGUUCUACUCGUGCCAGGCAUAGAGGUAGUGUUAGUGCGAAUGGCAAAGUAGGCUAG